CGUUGGAUCACAAGAGAUCAAACGGUCUCCGUUCGAAACAGAAAAAUGUGACCGUUGUGGUGAGGCGUCGCUUCCAAGAUUAAAAGGAGGACCUAGGCUCCUUCGUCACAUUCUCAAUUGCACAAAAACAAAUGAAAUAGAAACAAAGGAGGAGAGGAAUUCCAGAGCACUUUUUCCUCAAGAGAUUCCCGGUUGUUCGAUCGAAGUGGCGACCGAGGAUACGGAAGGAGAGACACUCAACGGUCGUCUCCAGGUGUUCUUGUCGUCUUUGUUUGCGAGUCUUGGAGGGGUUUUCGGUCAUAACCUAGAAGAGGAGGAGGAAGAAGAAGAAGAAGAAGCAGAGUCUGAUAUGGCUUCGAGAGCUGCUGCUGUUCCAAAGCAACCCAGAGGAGGACUUGAGCACAAGAAUGGACAAGCAGAAGGAAGACCCCGGCGUGUACUCCGAGAUAUCGGAAACCUUGCUACAACUGUUCACCCUGUAGAAGGAAAGCCUCAAAACCAUAUCUCUCGCCCUAUUACAAGGAAUUUUGUUGCACAACUACAGGCUAAUAAUCCACAGGCAUUAGAAAAGAAGAACAAGAAACCACUUGCAGAAGUCAUUAAUGGCGGCGCUGCUGGUGGUGUUAGCAAAGUGGUGGCAAGGAAAGCAGCUGCUCAGAAGAAAGCACAUGAUCAACAGCAAAAACCCAAGAAGGUUAUUGUCAUAAGCCCUGAUGAGGAACUGAAAUCUGAAGAGGAGAAGCCUAUUGUUAGUGCAAGAAAAUCUGGAAAAGGAUCGUCUAGGAAAACCCUGACUUCGAUUCUCACUGCACGAAGCAAGGCUGCUUGUGGACUGACCAUAAAACCGAAGAAUCCAAUAGCGGAGAUUGAUUUGGGAGAUGUGGAUAACGAAUUGGCAGUCGUGGAGUAUGUCGAGGACAUGUACAAGUACUACAAGCAAGCAGAGGAUGAGAGCCGAGUUCAUGACUACAUUGAUACGCAACCUGAAAUUAAUUCAAAGAUGAGAUCAAUUCUGAUUGACUGGUUGACAGAUGUUCAUAGGAAGUUUGAGCUGAUGCCCGAGUCACUCUACCUUACCAUUAACAUAGUGGACCGGUACCUCUCAAUGAAGACUGUCCCGAGGCGGGAACUUCAGUUGGUUGGCAUUAGCUCAAUGCUAAUUGCUUGCAAGUAUGAAGAAAUUUGGGCACCAGAGGUUAAUGACUUCAUUAAAAUAUCAGACAAUGCUUAUGAUAGAGGGGACAUUCUUCUUAUGGAGAAGGCUAUAUUGGGAAGGCUGGAAUGGUACUUGACAGUUCCUACGCCAUAUGUCUUCCUAGUUCGAUAUAUCAAAGCUUCUGUUCCCUUCGAUCCAGAGAUGGAGAAUAUGGUGUUUUUUCUUGCUGAACUUGGUAUGGUGCACUAUUCCACCAUCAUACUGUACUGCCCUUCAAUGAUUGCCGCUUCGGCUGUUUAUGCUUCACGAUGCAUCCUCAACAAACACCCCUUUUGGACCGAAACUCUGAAGCAGCACACCGGCUACUCUGAAAAUCAAUUGGGGGAAUGUGUGAAGCUGUUGGUUGGCUUCCAGACAGAGGCUGCAGAGACUAAGUUGAGGGCAGUAUACCGGAAAUUUUCAAGUCCAGACAGGGGUUCUGUUGCUCUUUUCCCCCCAGCUAAAAGUCUUUUAGCUGCUGCUGUUUUGUCUUGAACAAGUCUCCGGCCCCUUGUACUUCAAUGGUGGCAUCUUUAGUAGUUCUAGUUGCAUUUGAGAUCAUUACAUGCUGUUAUGAUCUCUCUCUGUCUCCCUAUACAUGGCUUCUUCUUUUUUUUGUUAAUCUUUUGAACAGGAAUUCAUUAUUACUCUUAUGAAUGUUUUGUGAGACCUGUUUUAGGUAUGACAUUCCUAUGAAUGUUAAUGAAAUUUGAUAUGGCGGCGUUGUCUGUUUA
This is a messenger RNA of Rhododendron vialii, 1929 nucleotides long. RefSeq names its product G2/mitotic-specific cyclin S13-7. The coding region runs from base 350 to 1690 and encodes 446 amino acids. Gene Ontology annotation, molecular function: cyclin-dependent protein serine/threonine kinase regulator activity. The record is from RefSeq and is a predicted model, not a curated record. Lineage: Eukaryota; Viridiplantae; Streptophyta; Magnoliopsida; Ericales; Ericaceae. The transcript is spliced from 9 exons. Gene Ontology annotation, biological process: regulation of cyclin-dependent protein serine/threonine kinase activity; mitotic cell cycle phase transition. Gene Ontology annotation, cellular component: centrosome; cytoplasm; nucleus.